Daphnia pulex (common water flea) is the source of this 1629-nucleotide messenger RNA. Its product is annotated as neuropeptide FF receptor 2-like. The record is from RefSeq and is a predicted model, not a curated record. Gene Ontology annotation, biological process: G protein-coupled receptor signaling pathway. The transcript has 7 exons. Gene Ontology annotation, cellular component: membrane. The coding region runs from base 361 to 1368 and encodes 335 amino acids. Lineage: Eukaryota; Metazoa; Arthropoda; Branchiopoda; Diplostraca; Daphniidae. Gene Ontology annotation, molecular function: G protein-coupled receptor activity.
CCCGAGGUUUGACUGACUUAUAAUAUUCGUGGACCAUAAAACCAAAUCGCAUAGGGGUGAGCCGGCCCGCGGUGCGUUAUACCCCCAAAAGUUGUAAAACAUGGUCUAGCGAUUUGACGAACUUAAUUAAAUCUGAUAGGCAUAGCACACGGGGCCGCCCGAUAUGGCCGCUCUUGUUUGAAAGCGUGCGUCACAACAAUUGCGCUGAGUGUGUGUGAGGAUUAUUAGUGCUGCGGGAUCCGGUAAGUACUUGACUCCAGUCGAGAACGAUCAGGCUUGAUAAACAACAGCAGAGCUCAGUUGCUGGAUUUACCUUCCGACAAGCAAGGAAUUACUACUUUUUUCAAUACUUUCACAGGAAUGGAUUUUUCAAACGUCAACUUCCCAUUUCCUUUGUGGAUUGUCCGUCCCACCUGGGAGUGCGCCUUGAAAAUCGGAUUCUUCGUUCCUGUCAUUAUCAUCAGUCUGCUUGGAAACGGUUUGGUGGUUUACCUCAUGGCCACCAAUCGAUUUUUGCGCACUUCCAUCAACAUCUUCAUUUGGAAUUUGGCCAUCGCCGAUCUUUUAACUAUCCUACUCAUCCCGUGGAUAAUUUUAAUCAUCGAUCUCUACCAGAUGUUCAUUCUCGGAGAGGUUAUUUGUCGAACCGAGGGAUUUUUAAGAGUGAUGCUGAUGUUGGUGGACGUCUUCAGCUUGCUGGCCGUAAGCUUUGAUCGUUUCUUUGCCAUCGCAUUUCCAUUCCGCCCGCGGAUGGGCCAAUCGGCAGCCUACAUUAUUUGCGGAGUCAUCUGGAUCCUUUCAGCGGCCAUCGCCUCUCCACUCAUCGCAGCCCGCGUCUAUAAAGAACGACAAUGGAAGGAUAUAUUGGAGUCCUGGUGCAUCGACAACACUUCCUUCUCUUUCGUGUACUACAUCUCCCUCGACGCUAUUCUCGUCUGGUUUCCCCUCAUCGUCAUGACUGUUCUAUUCAUUUUCAUCUUCAUUAUUAUGAAAUCGCGGACUUCGACCUGCUCUGCCAUUCAAUUGAAGCAGUUGGCCCAGCGUCAGAAAAUCAUUCGGAUGCUUUUCUUCAUUCUGAUUGGCUUCUUCAUCUGCUACCUGCCUUUCACCAUUUCCAUCAUCGUACGAAAUAAAAUCGUCCUGGGCAACAGCAUCAAUAGCAUCCCAGAUUGGUUGCGCUCCUUGUUGUACACGACGCGCUAUGUCAUGUGUGUAAACACAGCCAUCAAUCCCAUCAUCUACGGAUUCUGCAACGAUAACUUCAAGAAAGCGGCCGCCAAACAAUUCCCGUCGCUCAAAUGGGGCGUCACUCCGGUGGCCGCCACCAUUUCCGCUGCAUCAAACACAGGACGAGUCAAUUCGGAUUAAAUCAAAUUGAAUUACCUUUCGCGUGUAGAUUGAGUUGUAGCCCAUCUAAAACAAAACAAAAAAAUAUUCUUGAAACAAUAAUUUAGUGAAACACAUUGGAACGUUGACAUUUGUGACUUUAUCUAACGGCAAUCACGUUAGAUCUCUAUUUGAUUCAAUGACGACAUUCCAUGAAACAAAAUGUGCAGUGGAACAGAAAUCAUAUUAUAUAUUAUUAUUAUGGAAUCAAUGAACAAAAUACACGAGUCUUGAAUAAGUGCA